CUUUUCUUCCAGAGAGUGCAAAGCAGUCUUUCUUUCAUUGAGAUCCAAAAUACUAACAUUUGCUGCACACUUUUUUCUGGAAGGAAACUUCAGGAUAUGGCAACUUCUUGUCAGAAGAUGGGUAAGAAGAGCCGAGUGAAAACUCAGAAAUCAGGCACUGGCGCUACAGCAACAGUGUCACCAAAGGAAAUGCUGAACCUAAUUAGUGAACUCUUGCAGAAAUGCAGCAGCCCAACACCUGGCCCUGGAAAGGAGUGGGAAGAAUAUGUACAGAUUCGAGCUCUGGUUGAGAAAAUCCGAAAAAAGCAAAAAGGUUUAUCAGUUACCUUUGAUGGAAAAAGAGAAGAUUAUUUCCCUGAUCUAAUAAAAUGGGCUGCUGAAAAUGGAGCUUCUACUGAUGGUUUUGAACUGGUUAACUUCAAAGAAGAGGGCUUUGGUUUGAGAGCAACAAGAGAAAUCAAGGCAGAAGAAUUAUUUUUAUGGGUCCCACGAAAAUUGUUAAUGACUGUUGAAUCUGCUAAAAAUUCAGUAUUGGGGGCCUUAUAUUCUCAAGACCGAAUCCUUCAAGCUAUGGGAAACAUCACACUGGCAUUUCAUCUUCUGUGUGAACGAGCAAAUCCUAGCUCUUUCUGGCUGCCAUACAUACAGACCCUUCCCAGCGAAUAUGAUACCCCUCUCUAUUUUGAAGAAGAUGAAGUUCAGCAUCUACAAUCAACACAGGCUAUACAUGAUGUCUUCAGUCAAUAUAAAAAUACAGCUCGACAAUAUGCCUAUUUCUAUAAAGUUAUUCAGACCCAUCCUAAUGCCAACAAACUGCCCUUGAAGGAUUCUUUUACUUAUGAGGACUACAGGUGGGCAGUAUCUUCUGUUAUGACACGACAAAAUCAGAUUCCGACUGAAGAUGGAUCCCGAGUGACACUGGCUCUGAUUCCUUUAUGGGAUAUGUGCAAUCACACUAAUGGACUGAUUACUACUGGUUACAACCUAGAAGAUGAUCGUUGUGAAUGUGUUGCGCUACAAGAUUUUAAUGUUGGAGAACAGAUAUAUAUUUUUUAUGGCACCCGAUCAAAUGCAGAGUUUGUGAUCCACAGUGGUUUUUUCUUUGACAAUAAUUCACAUGACAGAGUGAAAAUAAAGCUCGGAGUGAGCAAAAGUGACAGGUUAUAUGCAAUGAAAGCUGAAGUCUUGGCUCGAGCUGGCAUUCCUACUUCCAGUGUCUUUGCCUUGCACUUUACUGAGCCUCCCAUCUCUGCCCAACUUCUGGCCUUCCUUCGAGUAUUCUGUAUGACUGAAGAAGAGCUGAAAGAACAUUUGAUAGGAGAACAUGCUAUUGACCGAAUCUUCACUUUGGGUAACUCUGAAUUUCCUGUCAGCUGGGACAAUGAAGUCAAACUCUGGACAUUCCUUGAAGCCAGAGCAUCCCUUCUUUUAAAAACAUAUAAAACGACCAUUGAGGAAGAUAAAUCCUUCUUGGCAACUCAUGACCUUACCUUUCAUGCAACAAUGGCCAUCAAACUACGCUUAGGAGAAAAAGAGAUUUUGGAAAAAGCUGUAAAGAGUGCAGCUGCCAACCAAGAGUACUAUUGCAAACAAAUGGAGGAAGGUACCCCACUUCCCAAAUAUGAAGAGAGCAAUAUUGCCUUGUUAGAGAAUACCGUGGCAGACUCUAGACUUCCAAUUGUCCUCAGAAACCUAGAGGAUGAGGCUGAAGUGCAGGAGGACUUAAAGAUUGAAGAAGCUAUCACUGAUAGAGAAGUCACAGAAAAUGGAUUUGUAAAUAGUGAAAACUCUAUUCCUAAUGGGACCAAAUCUGAGAUCGAAAAUCUAAAUCAAGAAGAAAAUAUAAGAGAGACUGAAGAUGCCAAAGAAUCUUCUCUUGACAGUACCAAUGAGGUUAAGCAAUAGUCAUGAAAUAAAUCUUGACUUUAUUGUGAAAUUAAAUUUAGCAAAAAUUUAUGAACAAUACAUUUACAUUGGUGUGUUUUCUUGUUAACAUUUUUCUUUCUGCAGAGAAGAAAGUAUGUUUUUGCUGCUUUAUAUAAAAUGAUUUUCUUUUUUUUUUUUUUAAGUUAUUUUUAAGAAAUCUGGCUUUCCUUUUCAAAUAAGAUUGCCAUCUUGCUUUCAGGCAAAAGAAACAGAAGACUGGGAUGGGAUAAUGGUGGUAGAGGCGGUACCUUUGGAAGAUUUUACAAACCCAUUGUAGGACAAAUGUAUUUUCUUCCCAAGUAUUAGUUGUACUUUUUUAUUGGUCCAUCUUUCUGACAACCAAAAUUAAAAGUCUGCUUUGCCUUCUGCCAAGAAAAUACGAUGAACAAAAUGUUCUAUAUGAAAAUAGAAGUGCAGCACAGUGAAAAUCUGUGUUCAAAGAUCAGAAACUUGAUAAAUUGGGCAAUUAUUUUUCUUUUAAAUAGAGAAAGUAAUACAGGGGGAAAAGUAUUUGAGUAGGAAAAUUAAAUAUAUAUACAUAUAUAUGUAUGUGUGUAUAUAUAUAUGUGUGCGUGCGUGUGCAUAUAUAUGUGUAUAUACACACACACAUACACAUAUGGUAAGGUGGCAAACUUAUUUUUAAUAGUUUUAAAUAUUAAUGAUAAUCUGAAUUAUAUAUUCUUAGUGAUUUCUUAAGAUUUGUUUACUUUUUGUGUUUUGUUUACUAUACUAAGUGUGUCCUUCCUCCUUGAAUCAGAGUAGGGUACUAUACUAUACCAUUCACCUAAUUUUAAAAGCUGACUUUUUAAAGUGGUACAUUUGAUUUAUAGUGUUGGUAAUGGCAACUUCAAAAAUAUAGUCCAAUGCACAGUUUUACAGAACUUGUUCCAAGUGAGGAUGCACUCCCCUGCCCCUCUUCCCCUCAGCUUAUUCAGGUUUUCACAAACAAGCUAGAGGUUUUCAAAGCUACACUUUUGACUACAAACCAUUAUUAAAAGGAAAAUGUGAUUAA
Antechinus flavipes (yellow-footed antechinus) is the source of this 2938-nucleotide messenger RNA. It is a transcript of the gene SETD3, whose product is annotated as SET domain containing 3, actin histidine methyltransferase. The transcript has 13 exons. Gene Ontology annotation, biological process: peptidyl-lysine dimethylation; actin modification; positive regulation of transcription by RNA polymerase II. Gene Ontology annotation, molecular function: histone H3K36 methyltransferase activity; protein-L-histidine N-tele-methyltransferase activity; histone H3K4 methyltransferase activity. NCBI's taxonomy places the organism in Eukaryota, Metazoa, Chordata, Mammalia, Dasyuromorphia, Dasyuridae. The coding region runs from base 97 to 1905 and encodes 602 amino acids. The record is from RefSeq and is a predicted model, not a curated record.